AUGGCCGAUAUACCUCCCCAAGUUUUACGGAAAUUGAUUAUUUUCACAGCAUUGAUGAUUCUUGGCCCACUCGUGGCCUUUUUUACUAGUCAGGCAUUGUUUGAAAGUUCCCUCGUGUCGGGUGGUAUUGCAGCAGUCGUUGCAAACGUGGUUCUUAUUGGGUACGUCUACGUGGCCUUUAACGAAAAUAUAGAUGGCGAUUCCAAGGAAAAGAAGGAAUCUUAA
Molecule: messenger RNA, 225 nt
Organism: Pichia kudriavzevii
Lineage: Eukaryota; Fungi; Ascomycota; Pichiomycetes; Pichiales; Pichiaceae
Exons: 2
Coding region: 1-225 (74 amino acids)
Biological process (GO): vacuolar proton-transporting V-type ATPase complex assembly
Cellular component (GO): endoplasmic reticulum membrane
Source: RefSeq, a predicted model, not a curated record